CGAUGUAACCGGCGGACGAAUGGCGACGCUCAGCCGUGCCGCGGUGUGUUUUACAGUUAGAAACAUGAUCGUGGUGGUGGUCUGCGUUUCCCUUCUGUGUCUGCCGUUUAACUCCUCGGCCAAGAGAAACGACCGACCCGUCGUCGGUGUCCUGGCUCAAGAAGUUUAUUCGCCGGCGCCGAAUCAAACGGCUUACAUUGCUGCCUCGUAUGUCAAGUUCCUGGAGUCCGCGGGGGCAAGGGUUGUCCCCGUCAUGAUUAACCGGACGCUGGAGGAGUACAGGACGCUGUUCGGCUCCAUCAACGGGAUCCUUUACCCAGGUGGAGGUGUCAGCAUCAUCUCAUCUGGUUACGAGAGGGCUGCGAAAAUCUUUUAUGAGCUCGCUAUUGAGGCAAACAAGCGAGGCGACUAUUUUCCUGUGUGGGGCACCUGUCUGGGAUUUGAGCAGCUGACCUAUUUGACGAGCGGAAAGACAGUACUGUCACAUACCAAUACAAGUGGUGUGCCACUGCCUCUCCACUUCACUAAUGAAACCAAAGACAGCCGGAUGUUUAAAGGCUUCCCAGCUGAACUCAUGAAAGAUUUGGCUUCGGAGCCGCUGACAGAGAACUCUCACAAGUGGAGUCUGGCAUUGUCGACUUACGACACAAAUGAGGAACUGAAGAAGUUUUACAAAGUUCUCUCCACGAAUACAGAUGGGAAAACCGAGUUUGUGUCAACAGUGGAAGCGUAUGAUUACCCAAUUUAUGGGACACAGUGGCAUCCAGAAAAAAAUGCAUUUGAAUGGACGAGGCCUUAUAUUCCGCACUCUCCAUCGGCAGUCAAGACCACCUUCUACAUGGCUGAAUUCUUUGUCAGUGAAGCCAGGAAGAACUUUCACAGAUUUGAAUCCGAGGAGGAGGAGAGCAAAGCGCUGAUAUACAACCACAAUCCUGUUUACACCGGGCACCAGAGUGGCUUUGAGCAAACAUAUUUUUUCUGAUGUCCGUCUACAGAGCGCUUUCCGUAUUCAGCAGCUGAUUGGCUUUUUCAGUCAUUUCACUUGUGAAUGUUUAAAGGUAAUUCUACUUGUUUGAUUUUGCAUUUGUUGAAUCUGCAGCUAGAAAAGCUGUAAAUAGAUUUAUGCAGUGACGGUUUUAAAGAAAAUGUCAGCUCGUGCUUUGCGGAUGCUGUAGCUGAGUAUUAAAUGCUAUAACAGAUGGUGCAAAUAGUGACAUUUUAAGGCAUUUUGCCUUCAGAGUUUGAAUGUGUUGAAUUUCUUAAAGCUGCUGCAUUUUGAUGCUGAAAUGUGUAUUUAUCACAUUUUUCUUUUAAAGCUGCACAAAUCAAUAUAUUUAUAGUCGCAAUGGAUCGAAUUACUCUGUGUAAUCCGAAAGCGGUCGCACCCGCAGAGAAUUACCACUCAGCUCCAUGGUUCCCCUCAACUCUGUGGAGCAUUUCACUGUUUUGUUUUCGGGCCCACAAACUUGACUCUCAUUAACCCUUUUUUUUUU
Molecule: messenger RNA, 1493 nt
Organism: Xiphias gladius (swordfish)
Lineage: Eukaryota; Metazoa; Chordata; Actinopteri; Istiophoriformes; Xiphiidae
Gene: ggh
Product: gamma-glutamyl hydrolase (conjugase, folylpolygammaglutamyl hydrolase)
Exons: 9
Coding region: 20-982 (320 amino acids)
Biological process (GO): tetrahydrofolylpolyglutamate metabolic process
Cellular component (GO): vacuole
Molecular function (GO): gamma-glutamyl-peptidase activity
Source: RefSeq, a predicted model, not a curated record